GAAAAAUUUGAAAUCUUCAACCUGGAUAUGAAGACUGGGGACACCCUGAAAGUCAAGGGCAAGGUAUCUGAUGAUGCUGACGGCUUCAGCAUCAAUCUUGGCUGCAGCUCCUCGGAUCUGGCAUUUCACUUCAAUCCCCGCUUCAAUGAGUCUGUCAUCGUCUGCAACUCCAAAUGCUCCAAUGCCUGGCAGGCAGAGCAUCGUGAUAACCACCUCUGUUUCUCCAAGGGCUCCACUAUAAAGAUCAUCAUUGAAAUGCUGGCAGACAAAUUCCAAGCGAAACUACCCGAUGGGCAUGAAGUGGAGUUCCCCAACCGACACUCCUAUGACAAGAUCAAGUACAUGAGUGUCAAGGGAGGCUUCAGGGUCACCUCCUUCAAGCUGGACUGA
Leptosomus discolor (cuckoo roller) is the source of this 390-nucleotide messenger RNA. The record is from RefSeq and is a predicted model, not a curated record. Lineage: Eukaryota; Metazoa; Chordata; Aves; Leptosomiformes; Leptosomidae.